Messenger RNA from Penicillium argentinense, 4320 nucleotides. RefSeq names its product tetratricopeptide repeat protein. Gene Ontology annotation, molecular function: protein binding; ADP binding. The transcript is spliced from 2 exons. The record is from RefSeq and is a predicted model, not a curated record. NCBI's taxonomy places the organism in Eukaryota, Fungi, Ascomycota, Eurotiomycetes, Eurotiales, Aspergillaceae. The coding region runs from base 1 to 4320 and encodes 1439 amino acids.
AUGGCGAACAUGGCGUCUUCAGCAUCGUUUGGGCAUUCAAAUUCGGGAGCCCAGAUAGGUGUGAACCACGGCCCAGUCACUUACCACUUCCACACGCCCGUUGAGGGGAUAAAUGAGACAAACACCAGGCCUUGGAAUCAGUCUCAAACCCACUAUAUAAUCCCUUCCUUGGAAAAUCGUCACUUUACCGGCCGUGAAUCCACGCUAGAGGAGCUCAAACAGAAGCUUUUUCUCCAAGCCAAUACUGAGAAAUUAGCCUUGUUCGGACUAGGUGGUAUCGGCAAAACCCAAAUUGCGCUUCAGUUUGCCCGCUGGGUGAAAGUGCAUGUACCAGACUGCUCUAUUUUCUGGGCUCCUGCUCUUAGUUUUGAGAGUUUUGAGCAGGCUUGUUCGCAGAUCGCGAAAGAGCUCCAACUUCAUUGGAGUCCAGGCGGUGAAAGUGCGAUGGAGAUAGUGCACCGACAGCUAAGCUCUGAUAAAUCCGGAAAGUGGCUUUUUAUUGUGGAUAAUGCUGACGACAUAGAAUUGCUUUCUGAUGAGCUUGAUCAGUAUUUUCCAUCUAAUAAGCAAGGCGUGACUUUGCUCACUACUCGUUCCCGCGAGGUAGCAGUAUCUUUCGCAGAGAGAGACAUACUCGAGCUCCCAAAGAUGACAAUAGAGGAAGGGAUUGUGUUUCUCACCAAGAUUGUGGGAGAGGGCUCGCUUUGCAACCGAGAAUCUACUAUACAAUUACUAGAGGAACUUGACUUCCUACCUCUAGCCAUUACGCAGGCGGCUUACUAUAUCUCUCGACAAGAUAGCACGAUCACACGGUACCUCGAGCUUAUGCAUAAAACCGAAAAGGACCGGGUUCGUCUAGCGAGCUGGAACUUCCGCGAUAGCACUCGCUACCGUCAAAUGCGAAAUGCUGUGACUACCACAUGGUUUAUCUCAUUCAACCAGAUCAAGAGCUCAGAUCCUUCGGCUGCCGAUUUGUUAGGAUUUCUAGCUUACCUGGAGCCAAAGGCGAUCCCGCGAUCUCUUCUUCCUGCUCUUGAUUCGGAAGAAGAGAUAGAGUUCGCAAUUGGCACACUGUGUUGCUAUGGGUUCUUAACUAGAAGGGAAACUGGGGAUAUGUUUGAUAUGCAUAGCCUUGUGCAGCUAUCAACACGAGCAUGGAUUACAGAGUCACGGAAGACAGAACAGACCAUUACGACUGUCAUACAACAUAUGAAUGAGACUUUCCCAUCAAGUCAAUAUACGAAUCGUGCGAUAUGGAGAGAGUACCUACCACAUGCUGUUGGAAUUCUUCAAAGAGACGAAGUUAAAGAUUUGAGUGAGAGGUAUAUCCUACUUUCAAAGGUUGGAAAUUGCGUUCUAGCAGACGGCCGAGCGAAAGAAGCUGUGUCGCUUUUUCAGGAUGUGGUCGCGGUACGCAACAGAACCCUUCAUGAAGGACAUCCCUCCCGACUGGCGUCUCAACACACACUUGCACGGGCGUAUCAAUCCAACGGGCAAAUCAAGCAGGCCGUGGAGCUACUUGAGCAUGUGGUCACAGUGCGUGAGAGAACACUUGAUGAAGAAUAUCCCGAUCGACUGGCAUCUCAGCACGAACUCGCACGAGCGUAUAAAUCCAACGGGAAAAUCAAGCAGGCCGUGGAGCUACUUGAGCAUGUGGUCACAGUGCGUGAGAGAACACUUGAUGAAGAACAUCCCGAUCGACUGGCUUCUCAGCAAGUGCUCGCAGGGGCAUAUGAAUCCAACGGGCAGACCAAGCAGGCUGUGGAGCUACUUGAGCAUGUGGUCACAGUGCGUGAGAGAACACUUGAUGAAGAACAUCCCGAUCGACUGGCGUCUCAGCACACACUCGCAUGGGCGUAUCAAUCCAACGAGAAAAUCAAGCAGGCCGUGGAGCUACUUGAGCAUGUGGUCACAGUGCGUGAGAGAACACUUGAUGAAGAACAUCCCGAUCGACUGGCUUCUCAGCAAGUGCUCGCAGGGGCAUAUGAAUCCAACGGGCAAAUCAAGCAAGCCGUGGAGCUACUUGAGCAUGUGGUCACAGUGCGUGAGAGAACACUUGAUGAAGAACAUCCCGAUCGACUGGCGUCUCAGCACGAACUCGCAUGGGCGUAUCAAUCCAACGGGCAGACCAAGCAGGCCGUGGAGCUACUUGAGCAUGUGGUUGCGGUAGAAGGGAGAACACUUGAUGAAGAACAUCCCGAUCGACUGGCGUCUCAACACACACUUGCACGGGCGUAUCAAUCCAACGGGCAGACCAAGCAGGCCGUGGAGCUACUUGAGCAUGUGGUCACAGUGCGUGAGAGAACACUUGAUGAAGAACAUCCCUCCCGACUGGCUUCUCAGCAAGUGCUCGCAGGGGCAUAUGAAUCCAACGGGCAGACCAAGCAGGCCGUGGAGCUACUUGAGCAUGUGGUUGCGGUAGAAAGGAGAACACUUGAUGAAGAACAUCCCGAUCGACUGGCGUCUCAGCACGAACUCGCAUGGGCGUAUCAAUCCAACGGGCAGACCAAGCAGGCCGUGGAGCUACUUGAGCAUGUGGUUGCGGUAGAAGGGAGAACACUUGAUGAAGAACACCCCUCCCGACUGGCGUCUCAACACACACUUGCACGGGCGUAUCAAUCCAACGGGAAAAUCAAGCAGGCCGUGGAGCUACUUGAGCAUGUGGUCACAGUGCGUGAGAGAACACUUGAUGAAGAAUAUCCCGAUCGACUGGCGUCUCAGCACGAACUCGCACGAGCGUAUAAAUCCAACGGGAAAAUCAAGCAGGCCGUGGAGCUACUUGAGCAUGUGGUCACAGUGCGUGAGAGAACACUUGAUGAAGAACAUCCCGAUCGACUGGCUUCUCAGCAAGUGCUCGCAGGGGCAUAUGAAUCCAACGGGCAGACCAAGCAGGCUGUGGAGCUACUUGAGCAUGUGGUCACAGUGCGUGAGAGAACACUUGAUGAAGAACAUCCCGAUCGACUGGCGUCUCAGCACACACUCGCAUGGGCGUAUCAAUCCAACGAGAAAAUCAAGCAGGCCGUGGAGCUACUUGAGCAUGUGGUCACAGUGCGUGAGAGAACACUUGAUGAAGAACAUCCCGAUCGACUAGCGUCUCAACUCACACUCGCAUGGGCGUAUCAAUCCAACGGGAAAAUCAAGCAGGCCGUGGAGCUACUUGAGCAUGUGGUUACGGUAGAAAGGAGAAAACUUGAUGAAGAACAUCCCGAUCGACUAGUGUCUCAACACACACUUGCACGGGUGUAUCAAUCCAACGGGCAGACCAAGCAGGCCGUGGAGCUACUUGAGCAUGUGGUCACAGUGCGUGAGAGAACACUUGAUGAAGAACAUCCCGAUCGACUGGCUUCUCAGCAAGUGCUCGCAGGGGCAUAUGAAUCCAACGGGCAGACCAAGCAGGCUGUGGAGCUACUUGAGCAUGUGGUCACAGUGCGUGAGAGAACACUUGACGAAGAACAUCCCGAUCGACUGGCGUCUCAGCACGAACUCGCAUGGGCGUAUCAAUCCAACGGGCAGACCAAGCAGGCCGUGGAGCUACUUGAGCAUGUGGUUGCGGUAGAAGGGAGAACACUUGAUGAAGAACACCCCUCCCGACUGGCGUCUCAACACACACUUGCACGGGCGUAUCAAUCCAACGGGAAAAUCAAGCAGGCCGUGGAGCUACUUGAGCAUGUGGUCACAGUGCGUGAGAGAACACUUGAUGAAGAAUAUCCCGAUCGACUGGCGUCUCAGCACGAACUCGCACGAGCGUAUAAAUCCAACGGGAAAAUCAAGCAGGCCGUGGAGCUACUUGAGCAUGUGGUCACAGUGCGUGAGAGAACACUUGAUGAAGAACAUCCCGAUCGACUGGCUUCUCAGCAAGUGCUCGCAGGGGCAUAUGAAUCCAACGGGCAGACCAAGCAGGCCGUGGAGCUACUUGAGCAUGUGGUUGCGGUAGAAAGGAGAACACUUGAUGAAGAACAUCCCGAUCGACUGGCGUCUCAGCACACACUCGCAUGGGCGUAUCAAUCCAACGGGAAAAUCAAGCAGGCCGUGGAGCUACUUGAGCAUGUGGUCACAGUGCGUGAGAGAACACUUGAUGAAGAACACCCCAAUCGACUGGCGUCUCAACACACACUUGCACGGGCGUAUCAAUCCAACGGGCAGACCAAGCAGGCCGUGGAGCUACUUGAGCAUGUGGUCACAGUGCGUGAGAGAACACUUGAUGAAGAACAUCCCGAUCGACUGGCGUCUCAGAAAGCACUGAAAGACAUGAAGCAGUCAAUGGCGGUUGAGGUUAUAGAGAACAUGUACCAAUGCAUUCACCUUGACAUUGGUACUUGA